CUUCACAGUGGUACUCUGUGCUAACAAGCUUUGCGCACAUUUGGCGACAAGGUGCAAAACACGAGUUUGCUUAUUUGGAAGACACCAUUCAGUAUGAGAGCACGCAGACUUACACGGCGUCUAGUCCGUUUUAACGUCUACUUCACACUGUUGUCUUUUAACAACGUCUGUCUACAGUCACAAAGUUCGCGAAAGCAGGCCAGCAGCCACGAAGCCUACCCACAGCUUCGUUUGGGCCACGGCGGUUAUCCAUGAUGGUCCGCUCUCCACGAUAUACGUUCACAUAAUUUUCACACAUGGCGUAUUUUGUCAGGCCUUAUCUUCACCAUUGCCUCUCAUGUUGCCGUUUGGUGUUAAGAUUCCCCAGAUAGGCGUUCGUAUUUCAGGCCAUCUGUUCACCACGUCGUGUUCAUCGUUCGUCUUGUAUACGCAACCCGUGGAGUAUAAAACCCUAUCUGAAAUCCAGAUUCAGAUCUCUACAGCGCACAACUUCCAAUACAUACAGCGUACAGCUUUUUUGCACGGUGUAUGCAUAUCCGUGGGGUCAUCUUCUGGUCAAAUCAUUCUCUGCGCAAUCGUCUCACCGGUGAAUUCUACGCUCUUCAUCAUGGCUCCUCUAAAGAAAGACAAACACAAGCAUCCUUUGCCAGAAAUUCAAGAACCGGCACCAUCAUCACAACCGGCGUCACAAUCAACACCCCAUCGGCCACAAACACUGUUACAACGUGUCUCCUCAAGCGUAUCUUCUAUUAUAUCAAGCAUCCCCCUUCCCAAAUCUACACCCAAGCAAAACCCCCCAAACCGCCCUGCCACCGCACCAAAUCCACGUCGAGAACCUACCAGCAAAAGAGCCACACACAGCCGGGACUUUUGGAAGAACAGGCCAUACGCCCCCCUACCCCCAUUCCCCCCCGCCCCAGACCUCGGAAUCCCAAUACUCUCAACCCCAAGCAUGCUCGCCCACGGCUGCCCCUACGAUCCAAUGACAUACCACUCCUUCCCCACCUUCGAAAAACACAGAUGCGACUUCUGCGGCAUGCGACCGCCCAAGAUAAGGCCAUCUACUGCGAGUGAAUCGUGCACUGAGUGUACAACUGGAGGUGCGUUUUCGCAUCUCUCUUUCGCUUUUCGACGGACGCGGAAUAGGAGCAGUAGGGGCUCGGCUGCUGAGGGGAGCUCUGCGCGUGUGGAGAGUGCGUCGCCGGUUGAAGAGUGCCCCAGGAUUGUUCCGCCGCAUAUCGCGGCGAAGAGGAUUGGGAAUCCGCCGAGGAGGGCGGCGCUUCCUCCUGGUAUUGUGCGGGGAGGCGCGUUGAGGGUGCGGGAGAAUAUGCGGGAGCCGGUUGUUGGAUUGGCGGUGUCCGCUUCUGUGGUGGAUAGUGGGCAGGGUUCUCGCCGGGGAAGUCAUGUCGAGGAGGAAUACUUACGCAUGAGGGACCCUGUGCAUGAUGCAGCAGCCAGACCGUCUACAUCGAGUACACCUGAUCAUUCAACGAGUAACAGCCGUAUCUCACGCGAGUCAAACAGUGCAGAGGAACCCCUUCCAAGAGUGAGAAACCCCACAGCCCCUAAACUCCAUCACAUCCAUGGCUUACCACAUGCAAAGGACCACCCCUUCGUCCACAAGCGAGAGGUAGACUCGCAUCUAGCCGCCCUGCGUGAAGGCUCCCCGAGCCCACUGCGGAACAAGGUCGAAAGAACAAGACGUGUAGUGAAUCCUAGCCGGCAACGCCAUGACUUUGCGGAAACAGUGUAUUAUGGUCGCGGCUCCUCGCCUGUGCCGUUUCGACGUUCUCCUGAUCGUCGCCCCCGCUCGCAUUCUCCCUCGCUGUUGAAACCUCCGUCGGUGUUGGUGGGGCGAGUCGAAGCGGACAGACUAUUCGUCGCUUUUGAUGAUGAUGAAGAAGUGCGGAGUGGCCGAUCUGAAUCCUUCACCUUCGAUCCAGAAAGCGGUAACACAUACACAACACGCUCUCCAGCCGCAAACACCUCACCCCCACUCAACGCACCCCCUACCCUCCGCGGCGGCAGCGGAGACCCCGAACCCACCCCCACCCCCAUCCCCUUCAGUUUCAAACUCAAGCGCUGGAUCCUCACCUGCCGCGGCCCCUGCGGCCACGACAGCGAGACCGACAGCGACGCCGAGCUGCCCCCGCCACGCAUCGUAUCGCCAGCACGGGUUGCCCGAGCACGUCAGCGCGCGUGUGGCAUCGCGCGGCUGCCGGCGCAUAUAUCGCGGCAGACGUGUCCGCCGCCGCUUGGGGACGCACCACGAUCUUCGUCUGAUCCUGAACCUGUUCUUUGCGUGCCUGAUGUUGCGUUUGUCGAACCCGAAGUCACGGCCGAGCAUGCUCCUGCUGCGUCCCCGCAUCUCCGCGGUGGUGCGGGAUCGCCGUCAACGCUGCAUGAUAGAGAUACUCUCCCCCCAGCGCUGUUUUGGCUUGCGGGCGGGAGGGGGCCGCCGGUUUCGGUCAGGGCGUGGAGGCAGCAGAGGCCCGAGAGGAGGAUGGGUGGGCUGGUGGGGAGGGCGGUGUUUGGGGUGAGGGCUGGGAGGGCGUAUGCGGAUAGGUUUGAGGGAAGUGAAGGGUCGGGAGGUGGGAGUAGGAGUGGGGGGUCUAGUUCUGGGAGUGUGGCUAGGGGGCUUGAGGUGGGUGGUGAUGUGGUGGCGGAGAAUGAUGGGGGAGUGGCUGCUGCAGCUGGAGAAGCCGCUGCGCCGAUCGAGGAUGGUCAUGCUCGUAUUCAAGCGUGAUGAGCAGGUAGAAGGACGUAGGUAAGCCCGAGUACGUCAGAUAUGCGUUACACACCAACAAGAGUGACUUCCCCUUCCAAUCAAGAUAAAUACAUACAUGCUACAACAAAGUAAAAUACACCACCACCGUCCCAGAAAACCAUAUCCUCAAAGAUAACACGCCAGCUAACUCAUAAGCCCCUGCACCUGCUCCCCACUAAGUCUCGUCUUAUUCCCCGGCCUCUUCUUCCUCGCCCCUCCCCCUCCCCCAUUCCCCCCUACACUCUCAACCCCCGCCUCGCACUCCACACUCCUCACCGCCCUCGAA
Molecule: messenger RNA, 3053 nt
Organism: Dothidotthia symphoricarpi CBS 119687
Lineage: Eukaryota; Fungi; Ascomycota; Dothideomycetes; Pleosporales; Dothidotthiaceae
Exons: 1
Coding region: 338-2746 (802 amino acids)
Source: RefSeq, a predicted model, not a curated record